AUAAGCACAAGGCGUUAGGCAAAAUCAUCAGCAGUUAAAUUAUUUUAAUAUUUAAAAAUUAUUAUUUAAUUUUCAUAAUUAAAGUUUUUUAAACCAAACCAAUGAUGAAGGGUAUUUUGUCUGUGAUGAUAGUCUUAUACAUUAGCUAUCAAUGUAUGGCGGGUUCAGAUUGGGCUCAAUUUCGCGCCACUAUGAAGACCAGUGUGUGUCAGCCCGACAAAACAGACAACACGCUGAUGGGCAAAAUUGUGGAGUGCAGGAAAAAACAUGUCCUGACACAGGAGAAAGUGGUUGAGUGGGAGAAUAAGAUGAAGGAUACAUGGAAGGAGUGUGCAGAGGGUCGGGACAACGACUUGAGCGCUUACACCAAAGUGGACCUCAAGAAUGACACUAAUAAACGGCUUCUCUUUAUGUAUUGUAGCGAUGGUUACUCCACAUGUGUUGUCGACAAAAUCAAAAAGGCUAAAAAGGAGGGCGAGGAAGACUGUAAUAAAAAAAUGACCCAGGAGAAAAAGGAUGAAUUCCAGACAGUGAACUUCCGGUCGCGCCACACAUCACAUCGAGGAUUAGCUCUGAAGCCUAUCAUCAGUGGAAUCCGAGUAUUUUGUCAUCAAAGUGGAAACACCUCUUUGAAGACAUCAGAGAAGUCAUCAGUAAGAAGUUCUGUACAAGAAGUUCUCUACGAGAAGUUUUGUACGAGAAGUUCGGUGCAAGAAGUUUUGCACGAGAAGUUCAGUCUGAGAAGUUCUGUAAAGAACAUCUCAUUAUAUGGGAUUCAAUUUUUUCACGUCUUCUUUAUCUACCGAAUCGAUCGGUCGACUACUUUAGGGAUGCUUUUCGUCGUAUGGGUCGCACAUAUUUUCGUCCCGUUGGCUGUCGGCGGCUAUCAGUUAUGGAGAUUAAGCAUUGACUACAGCGCCGGCGAUCAGUCCAUCAAUUUCUCUAAAGUGUUUUUCGUGUUAAUCAGUGUGAAAAAUGUGGAAAAUGUUGACAAACAAUUAUCAACAAACAGUAGGCUAUUCUUCGAGAUCAAGAGCAAAGUGUUGGCAUUGGACCGGACCCUAUCGUUUGUGACAGUAGUAGACAUAUCAGUGGCUAUAUUAGUAAUUAUGGUACAGAUCUACUCAUUGGCCCAAAACCAUCCCCUAUUGAAACAAUACGGCACACUAUUUAUGUUCAGCACCGCAUCGGAAAUCACAAAACUGGUGAUCAAUUGUAUGGCCAACGGUCUGUUGCACACCAAGAGUGACGAUAUCAUGGCUUUACUCGAUAACGUGGACCCAAAUCGUGUCGAUGAGCACCAGUUUCGGGAACUCUUGACUUUCAAGACAAUGGCCCGAGAGGUCAGAUUCGGGUUCACUAUUGGAGGCUUUGCGCCCCUCAAGAAGAAUACCUUAUUAACG
Molecule: messenger RNA, 1403 nt
Organism: Medioppia subpectinata
Lineage: Eukaryota; Metazoa; Arthropoda; Arachnida; Sarcoptiformes; Oppiidae
Source: the annotation of a GenBank genome assembly